Molecule: messenger RNA, 3832 nt
Organism: Aricia agestis (brown argus)
Lineage: Eukaryota; Metazoa; Arthropoda; Insecta; Lepidoptera; Lycaenidae
Gene: Vlg
Product: ATP-dependent RNA helicase vasa
Exons: 14
Coding region: 162-2018 (618 amino acids)
Biological process (GO): cell differentiation; gamete generation
Cellular component (GO): P granule; nucleus
Molecular function (GO): RNA helicase activity; ATP binding; RNA binding
Source: RefSeq, a predicted model, not a curated record
UUUUUUGCUGUCAUUUGGAUUUUGCAUUUUCGCCGCCAUUCACGUCAUGUUCAAGACAUUUUCAAGUGAGCUGAAAGAAUUUUAAGUCCAGAUUCCACAUGAACAGUGUUUAAAACUGUCAAGUUUUAUUAAAUAAAUAUCCAAGCUUUUAACUGAAAAUAAUGGACGACUGGGAUGAUUCUCCUGAUGUGGCUGUACCACAGAACAAUUACAACUCGUACAACAAUGAAGUCGAUGAAGGCCACAGUCUUUCCAUGGGCAGAGGUUUCACAUCCUUCAUAGAAGAAAAUAAUGACUACAACAACAAGCCGGGCGGGGAUUACGGCGAGCGGCGGGGGCGGGGCGGCGGGCGCGGCGGUUUCCGCGGCCGGGGCGGACGCGGGGGGAGGGGCGGUGGCGGCCGAGAUAGGGGGGACUACGAGAACGGGGGAGGUGAUAACAACUACGGUGGCGACGACGACAACAAUGACCGGUCCGAGAGGGGCGAACGCGGGAGGGGGCGGGGCCGAGGGCGGGGUGGCCGGGGCGGAGGCCGAGACAGAGGCGACAGGGACGAGGACGCCAAUGGCGACGCGAUGGACGAAAACGGUGAAGUCAAGAAGCCCCCGGUCACGUACGUGCCUCCGGAGCCAACGGAGAAUGAGACUGAGAUAUUCGGUAGCACCAUCAGUUCCGGCAUCAACUUUGACAAGUUUGAUCAUAUCGCUGUCAAGGUCAGUGGUGAGAAUCCGCCGCGCGCGAUAGACAGCUUCGAAUCUGCCAACCUGCGCAAGUUCGUGCUGGACAACAUACUGAAGUCGGGCUACGCGAAGCCAACCCCGAUUCAGAAACACGCAAUACCCAUCGUCAUGGGCGGCAGAGAUCUGAUGGGAUGUGCGCAGACUGGCUCCGGAAAGACCGCUGCGUUUUUGCUACCGAUUAUAAAUACUCUUUUACAAGAUCCUCGUGAGCUGGUUGUGGCAGGCAAUGGUUGCGCACAACCACAGGUUAUAAUAGUAUCGCCCACCCGAGAAUUGACACUGCAGAUAUUUAACGAAGCUAGAAAGUUUUCGUACGGCUCCGUAUUGAAGAUAGCUGUUGCGUACGGGGGUACGGCUGUCAGACAUCAAGGCGACAUUAUAUCUAAAGGAUGUCACAUACUAGUAGCGACGCCCGGUCGUCUCCACGAUUUUGUGGAACGCAGCCGUAUAUCUUUCGACAGCGUGCGGUUUGUCGUUCUCGACGAGGCCGACAGAAUGUUGGACAUGGGCUUCAUGUCUAGUGUUGAGAAGAUGAUGGAUCAUCCCACUAUGGUGCCGAGUGGUGACCGUCAAACUCUCAUGUUCUCGGCCACAUUCCCCGAAGACAUUCAACACCUGGCCGGGCGUUUCCUCAACAACUACCUGUUCGUCGCGGUGGGCGUGGUGGGUGGCGCCAGCACCGACGUGGAGCAGGUCUUCCAUGAAGUGUCCAAGUACGAGAAGCAGAAUAUGCUGAAGAAACUGAUUGAUGAAAACGCCGGCAAACGUGUAUUGGUGUUCGUGGAGACGAAGCGUAACGCGGACUUCAUAGCCGCCAUGCUCUCCGAGCAACAGAACCUCACGUCGUCCAUACACGGCGACCGCGAGCAGCGCGAACGUGAAGAGGCGCUACACAACUUCAAGACGGGCAGGCACUGCAUACUGGUGGCCACCGCGGUGGCUGCUAGAGGCUUAGAUAUAAAGAAUGUGGAUAUAGUAGUCAACUAUGAUUUGCCCAAGAGCAUAGACGAGUAUGUGCACAGAAUCGGCAGAACCGGCCGCGUCGGUAACAGGGGAAUGGCUGUCUCGUUCUUCGAUUCGCAAAUGGACGCAGCUUUGGUGGCGGACUUGGCGAAGAUACUGAAGCAGGCGGACCAGCCUAUACCCGACUUCUUGCAGCAUGGCGGCGGCACCUCCACAUACAAAAGCAACAAAUAUGGUGGCAGCGAUAUUAGAGAUUUUAAUAACGCCACCUCAGCGGCCGCGGAACAGGGACAGGAGCCUGAUGAAGAGUGGUGAAGAGCGAGAGAGAAUAAAGUGCGAGCGAGACAGAUGGUGCAACUGUUUGGUGCUUGUGACCGUGUGUGAUAUCGGAGGACGAACCUCAUACAAAACUAUUUUCUGACAAGUUUUUUACGUUUGGGAGUUAAACUAUUAGUUAUAUAUAUGUACUGUUUGAUAAUAAGAGUUUUUAAAGUUUGUUUUUGUUUGAAAUAAGAUUCUCUUCUUCCAUUUGAAAGCAUUGUGUAUCCCAGUGAACUAGUUAUACUAUUCUCCAUUUAAAAACACUGGAUUAAUUUUUAGAUUUGUGACAAAGUUUUAUGCAAUCAAUCAGUAUUUUCAAGUUUGAUUUCGUCACAAUGACUUGACCGAUGAUACAAAGCUUUUAUUAUCAAGUGGUACAUUCACGCUUGCACAAAGUUCAUAAUGUCUUCAUACAGUUGUACUUAACUAUAUCAAGUUUUCCAUUUGUAUAUUUUCUUUUAUUUUGUUUUAUUUUAUCAAAAUGUAAUUUUAGAGGCGAGCGAAUGAAGGGGCAACUAUGUAACGAUGUAGCUAUUGGAUAAGUUUGAAAAAGUCAACUAAAAAUAACGCAAAAAGUGCACAAAAUCGAGAAGAUUUAGAAGUGACACAAGUGCAUUGUUUAUUAGUAUUUCCUCGUCAAUUUGUUGCUUGACUCUAAAUGGUUUGACUGUUCCGUUAAUGUUCAAGAUUAUAUAUAAUCUGUGAUGUUUGUUGUAAACGUUGCUCACUUGAAAUUUUAACAUAGUUACACAUUAUAUAUGUAUAGUUCAAAGCUAUGUCGUUUUUUUGUUGUUUUUUUUUAGUCUGGGAACACAGGAAAUGUCACUAGGUUUAUUUGACAUAUUAUCAAACAAGUGUUUGAUAAAUCCUUUAGAUUAUAUUAUUUGUAGUACAAAUCUGCUUCCACAAACGUACAGUAUUAUCCAUACUCACUCGUGCUGGCUGCGAGACAUUUAAAUUAAAAAAAACUUGCUCAAAUAAAUUCCAUUUUCAAAUCAUAUGCUAACACAAGACACGCAGCAAUUAACUUGGCAACUACCUCAAUACAGUUUUCUUAGAACGAGGUGCCUUGUUAAUUUUUAAGUGUUAUACUAACAGUUCCUAGUGCAAGUUUCGCAUUUUUUUUACAAGUUAUACCAGUACAUGCAAAAACACUAAUCUUAACAUGACAACAAUCUAUUACAUUAUGUAAGGUACAUGUUUAACAAUAAUCUGUGAUGAUAAUUAAGUAGCAUAAGAAUUAUAAUUUAAGACACUUAUUACACCAAGGUGUUAGGAGUUAAAACAGUGUGAUUACAGAAUUGCUAAAGAUAUACAAAAUUGAAAAUUUGCUUAAAAUACGUAUAAAAAUAAUGUUAUAGAGAAAAGUUUGUAAAGCUUUUUUCAUCACAGUUUAAUGUGUCAACCAAAGAAUUCUUAGCCACAACAUUUUAUAAAAUAUCUAUGCUGAUAAAAUGUAACCUCUUUGUUUUGUUACAAAAGCACAGCUUUUUCUGAAAUCCAAUAGUACUAAAGUACUGGAAUGGUGUUUUAAAACCUACCCUCAAAAUACAUAAGUAAAAAAUACAACUUAUACGAGUUCAAAUGGUUGGCUACUCUGGUAAAUGGGCAAUCUAUUUUAGCAGCUAACUGCCUCGCCAGUCAGCCUAUAAGAAAGCAGGGUAUAUCAUAUAUGCUACCUACCAUAGAGAGAAUGAAAGAAAAAUAUAAAUGUACAAAAUAUGUGUAACUAUGUGUACUAGUUUUUGACGUAAGACAUUGUAGAUUUUAAGUUACUCGUUGUUCUAAAAUGAAGUAAGUUUUUUGUA